UAAAGGGGGAACGGUGGAGGGGAGGGCGAACUAGUGAGCGGAGAUAUAAGAGUUCGGGUUGUUGGCUGGGGCAGUUGUCGAGAGGUAGGCUACUGCAAUUGUGUUACAAACCGAAAAAACGAUGAAAUCCGCCGUCGCAGCUGCCGAAACAACAGUAGCAUGGUAGCUUUGGACUGGGGUUUCCAAGACGAGCGCCGAUAUCUACACGUUACUGUAAUUUUAACACCGAAUUACUUAUCCCCCUGAUCGAGUCGGGUAAACCACCGUCCGAGAUGGGGAAGGAGGUUAAUGGUGUUUCGCGGAGCCGGUUUGAGAUGUUCUCAAACAGCGACGAGGCCGUCAUCAAUAAGAAGCUGCCCAAGGAGCUGUUGCUACGAAUCUUCUCCUUUCUGGAUGUGGUGACACUCUGUCGCUGUGCCCAGGUCUCACGGUCGUGGAAUGUGCUCGCCCUGGACGGCAGUAAUUGGCAGAGGAUUGACCUUUUCGACUUUCAGAGAGAUAUUGAGGGGCGAGUGGUGGAGAACAUUUCGAAACGAUGUGGGGGAUUCCUGAGGAAGUUGAGUCUGCGGGGCUGUCUGGGGGUGGGGGACAGCGCUCUGAGAACCUUCUCCCAGAACUGCAGGAAUAUUGAGCUGCUUAGUUUGAAUGGCUGCACCAAGAUUACUGACAGCACAUGUAAUAGCCUCAGUAAGUUCUGUCCCAAGCUCAAGCACUUGGACCUCGCAUCCUGUACCUCAAUCACCAACCUGUCACUCAAAGCACUUAGCGAGGGCUGUCCUCUUUUAGAGCAGCUCAACAUCUCGUGGUGUGACCAGGUGACUAAGGAUGGCAUCCAGGCCUUGGUACGAUGCUGUCCCGGACUCAAAGGCCUUUUCCUCAAGGGCUGCACACAGUUGGAGGAUGAAGCACUGAAGCACAUUGGUGCACACUGUCCAGAGCUGGUCACUCUCAACUUACAGACAUGUUCGCAGAUCACAGAUGAAGGUCUCAUUACUAUAUGCCGGGGCUGUCACCAUCUGCAGUCGCUGUGUGUCUCAGGUUGUGCCAACAUCACAGACGCCAUCCUCCACGCCUUGGGACUGAACUGCCCGCGCCUCAGAAUAUUAGAGGUGGCUCGCUGCUCUCAGCUCACAGAUGUGGGCUUCACUACACUGGCAAGGAAUUGUCAUGAGCUGGAAAAGAUGGACCUGGAAGAGUGUGUGCAGAUCACGGACGGCACACUUAUCCAGUUGUCCAUCCACUGCCCUCGUCUGCAAGUUCUGAGCCUGUCUCACUGUGAGCUGAUUACUGAUGAUGGCAUCAGACAUCUGGGCAGCGGGCCCUGUGCCCACGACCGGCUGGAGGUGAUCGAGCUGGACAACUGCCCCCUGAUCACGGACGCCUCGCUGGAGCACCUGAAGACCUGCCACAGCCUGGACCGCAUCGAGCUCUACGACUGCCAGCAGAUCACCCGCGCAGGCAUUAAGAGACUAAGGACCCAUCUACCUAACAUCAAAGUGCACGCGUAUUUCGCCCCAGUCACCCCACCCCCCUCGGUCGGGGGGAGUCGCCAGAGAUUCUGUCGUUGCUGUAUCCUGCUAUGAUGUGAAGACUGCGCCCCCCCCCUCCCCUCAGCCCAAAAUCUGCCCUUCCACUCAACCUGGCUCGGCAUGGUCCGAUCCGGGCUCCAGGUAUACAUGCUGGUGUGUCCCCCCUGAUUGGAGCCGCAGAGAGAGGGAGAGAGCCCAACCACCACAGGGUCUGGGAAGAACCUUCCCCACGACGUUCCCAAACCCACUCACAACAGCCUUUGUCAAACACACAAAUAAACACACACCCCCACACACACAUCACCACAGAUGAGCGUCAGUACAUUCCCUGCUGUCCCCAGGCCCAUGUGCUAAAGACCACCCAGCAUUACAGGGAGGAUUACAUAAUAGAACCAUUGCUGUUUACAGAUUAGGCUCCUGAUACACUGUAUGGACUACAUGAAACUAGGGCUCACUGGAUACAAGGUUCCCUAUGGACUAGUAUGACCUUUUACUGAAGGAUCAGGAAGAUAGGUUUGGAUCAGAAACUCACAUCCAAUGUGUGUCUGGGUGUUGGGAGGAUAACCAGAAACAUGGCUAGAUCUAUGAGGAUAUUGGUUUGGUAGGAAUGCCCUCAGAAUCUUUCAACGACUGACAAGCUACCUCUAGACAUAACUGCUCUUUUGUUAGCCUCUGGUUCCAGACUGCCCACUCCAAACAUAUAGCUAGGCCAGUUUUUUAUUAUUACAAAAGACCGGUUUCCAUUGGCACUUUGAAGUCAUACCAGGUUGGACUGGCCUUGGUGGGCAAACUGAAAUUGCGUUUCCGCUGCCUCCAAAUAGAAUAAAUGAUGUCAUGUUGCUAGGUAGUCAAUAUGUGUCUGCAGCUGGCUUCGCUAAUGUUGCUAACUGGCAAGAUGUUGACGAAGUUAAAGCAUUGUGAGGGUGAAUUUAAAUAACUUUAACCCAUACUCCUGUCAGUGCUAGCCAUACUCGGAGCCAUGUAAUUUAGCUUGCUAACUAGCCAAACGGUUAGCGUCGCCAUUCGCAAUUAGCUAACUAGCUAACCAGGCAACCGGUUUAAUAUGAUGCAACUACGACCUGGCCAGCUACAAUUCCUGCUAGCUCACUUUAGCUAGCUACAGUAGCUUGUUUUAACUCUGAAAUGCUAGCUAAUAAUGGUAGCUAUCAUUUUAGGGCUGAUUGUUGUCAUAAAGGUUUGUGUAGGGCAAAGAUAUAUGGAUCCAGCUGUGGUGGUAAUUCGUGUCAUGUCUAACUACUGCAUUACUCCUUGUCCAUGUGCUAGCUGUCAGCUCGCACACCCAGAUGAGCUAGCUAAACGUUGGCAGCACCCAGCAGUGAUUAUUUUAUUUUUUUUAAUAUUAAAAAUAUAUUUUUUAACUGCGUUACCAGCCCGACCAGUUGUGAAACUGGGCUGCGCUGGCUCGAAUUUGGGAAUUCCAUUCGAAACAGCUCUAAUUUUAAGUGCUAGUGGAAAAGGGUGUCUUUCUGGUGUCUUCUACAGCCAUUAAACUGCCCCACCCACACUCUCUCACAAACAUAGUGUAGAUGCAGUAGGUGGUAGUUCUUAUCUAGACUCAAAGUAGCUGCAGCUUAAUGCAGGCCUGCUAGGGGAUAUGCGGAGUUUAUGAGCAAAAUGAUGACAGAGUCUCUGUCUCACCUAAUAGUUUACUGCCACAUGACUACACACACUUGAACAUGCGCACGCACACACACACACACAGCUCAAUACCCUUUCCCCCUUCCCCUUUCUCUGUUACAAUCAGAAGCUUCAUUGUACAAAAAAAAAAGAGAGAAUGGUGAAUAUUUUUCUAAAAAGGACACCAAUUGAGACUUACACGUGGGGACUUGA
Messenger RNA from Oncorhynchus kisutch (coho salmon), 3380 nucleotides. RefSeq names its product F-box/LRR-repeat protein 20. The record is from RefSeq and is a predicted model, not a curated record. The transcript is spliced from 15 exons. Gene Ontology annotation, cellular component: SCF ubiquitin ligase complex. Gene Ontology annotation, biological process: SCF-dependent proteasomal ubiquitin-dependent protein catabolic process. Bases 273 to 1583 code for a protein of 436 amino acids. Gene Ontology annotation, molecular function: protein binding. NCBI's taxonomy places the organism in Eukaryota, Metazoa, Chordata, Actinopteri, Salmoniformes, Salmonidae.